AUGACAGACUAUAUAAACCCAGAAAACCCGCUGGAGAUCCUGAAGUCUUGCCGGCUCCGCCCAACGAUGAAAACCCUGCUAUUAGCCUCUCUCCUGGUGCUAGCAUCAGGUGCCAAAUUAGGCAACCUUGGUGACUCGGAUGCUAGGGAACAGCUCUUUGAACGCACUCCGAACAAUAACCUCAUCCAGAUCAAGUAUGGAGCCACUCAAGGAACUUCCUUCUCAAACGGUCAGCUGAACUCGGGUUUUUCUAGUGGUCAGCAGUCUUUCUCCAGCAGUCAGCAGGGCUCCAAUUUCCAAAGGGGCCAGCAGAGCUCCUCUUUCUCCAACAGUCAGCAAGGAGUUGGUUUCUCUGGCAACCAACAGGAAGCUAGCUUUUUAAGUUCUCAACAAGGAUCUGGUUUUCCAAGCAGUCAGCAAGGCUCCAGUUUCUCAAGCAGUCAGAGAGGAUCUAGUGCCUUCAGCAGUCAACAAGGAUCCAGUUUCCCGAGCAGUCAACAGGGGUCCAGCGCUCUCAGCAUUAGCUUCCCUGGCUCUCAGCAGAGUUCUGGCUUUACUACUGGUCAGCGAGGAUCUAAUUCCGGCAAUAGACAGCGCUCCAGUUUUUUCAGCAGUCAAAGUGGAUCCAAAUUCCCAAGCUCUCAGCAGGGCUCUAGUUUCUUCAAUAGUCAACGAGGAUCUGGUGUCUCCAAUAGUCAACGUGGAACCAGUUUUGCCAACGCUCAGCAGAGUUCUAGAUUCUCCACCAGUCAACAAGACUCUAACAUCUUUAGCAGUCAACGAGGAUCGAAUUUCCCAAACACCCAACAGAGUUCCACCUUCUCCAGUGGGCAAAAAAACAAUGCAAAUCAGUUCUUCAGCCAAAACAACAGGCAGACACAGUAUUCCAACAGCAACAAUGCUGGCCGAGUUCAAUACAGUUUUAACAAUUACCGUUUCUCAAAUCCCAACCUCGUGGAUGUGAAGAGAAUUGAACUUCCAGCCAGCCGUGGAUCAUCUGGUUUCCAGACUAACCGUGAAAGCUCCAGUUUCCAGUCCAGCCAGAACAGAGGAAGUUCCUUCCAGUCUAGCCAGAACAGAGGAAGUUCCUCCCAGUCUGGCCAGAACAGAGGAAGAAACUCUGGAAGUACCUUCCAGUCCAGCCAAAAUAGAGAAACUUCAGUCUUCCAGUCCAACCAGAAACAAGGAAAUUCUAAUAUUCAGGUGAAUCAAAAUCAACGACGACCUUCUUUCCAGGUCAGUCAGGGAGUUUCGUCUCUCCAGUCCGGCCAGAAUCAAGGAACUUCAUUCUUCCAGUCUGGGCAGAAACAAGGCAGUUUUGGUAGCAGUUCUAGGUUCCAGAACAACCAGAACUUUGGAUCUACCACUUCCCAGAACAGGAACCUUGGCUCUACCACUUCCCAGAACAGGAACCUUGGCUCUACCACUUCCCAGAAGAACCAGAACCUUGGAUCUAGAACUUUCCAGAACCAGAACCUUGGCUCUACCACCUUCCAAAACAACCAGAACCUUGGAUCUAGAACUUUCCAGAACCAGAACCUUGGCUCAACCACUUUCCAGAACCAGAACCUUGGCUCUACCACUUUCCAGAACCAGAACCUCGGAUCUACCACUUUCCAGGGUAACCAGGACUUGAGUUCUACUACUUUCCGGAAUGCACAGACCUUUGGUCCCUCCAAUUUCCAGAGCAGUCAGAAUCAAGGCUCUACCAGCUUCCAAAACAACCAGAACUUUGAUUCUUCCAGCUUCCAAAAUAAUCAAAAUCUUGGAGCUAACAGUUUCCAAAACGAGGCAAGCUUUGGCUCAUCCAAUCUCCAGAACAGUCAAAACGCCGGAAGCACCACUUUCCAGGGCAACCAGAACGCUUUCCAGAUCACCGGAGAAGCAAAGGCAGCAGCAGAAUUUCCAGAACCAAGGCAUCUCUACUUUCACUACCAGUCUAGACCAAGGAGGGUCGAAUUUCCAGUCAAACAACCAGUUCCAGACUUCCCAGGUAGGAUCAAGAUUUUCCCCCCAGGUGUGACACUGGCCAAAAAAGGAUAA
Messenger RNA from Penaeus monodon (black tiger shrimp), 2043 nucleotides. RefSeq names its product homeobox protein 2-like. NCBI's taxonomy places the organism in Eukaryota, Metazoa, Arthropoda, Malacostraca, Decapoda, Penaeidae. Bases 1 to 2043 code for a protein of 680 amino acids. The record is from RefSeq and is a predicted model, not a curated record. The transcript is spliced from 3 exons.